UUCUUUCACUGCCCAAGUGAUCUGUCGCCCCUUCCCAACAGAUUGAGACAGGGGUCAUCUCUGAUCCUAUUCUUCGGUGGUUUCACUUGCGGUGCUGCUCUGCAAACUUCUCGUGAAUCAAGUCCAUAUUGAAGCAUCUCAUCUCCCUCAUUUGACCGAUUCAACUGCAGAUAUGGCUUCUACUGCCAUUAUGGAUGAGCGCUCGGGACUGAAGCACUUUGAACGUGACAACCCGAUGGCUCACUCGAAACCUACUUUGGUUCUUGUCCAUGGGGGCUGGCAAGGGCCGUCUUUAUGGACCUACGUGAUCCCUCUGUUAGAAAGAGCCGGCUACGCAACGUACCCAGUGACCCUGGUGUCCCCAGACAGCGACCCUCCAGUCGAGGACUUCACAGCUGACGUCGAAGUUGUUAGAAGAGCCGUCGAUACACUACUCGAGUGUGGCAAAGAUGUUAUAUUAGUGCUAUUUUCUUAUGCAGGUUACGUGGGAUGCGAGGCACUCAAGUCAUUCCAUGAUGAACAAAGUACUCCUCUGCAGAAUGCGGCGCAGAAUACGGGUCCGGAUGGAGGCGUCGACAAAAAGUCUGCAAAGAAAACUGAUCUUCCAUCAUGGUUUGCCAGACCUCGACGCGGAAAGAUCUUGCAUAUCGCCUUUAUAGCGUCGUAUAUUGUCGCACCGGGAAUGACACUUUGGAGCCCAAGGAAAGGCGACUGCCUCCCUGGAAUGGAGAAUAAGGUAAGCAUCCGCAAAGUACAUGUUAUCUAUUACGACCGGCAUAUAGACGGAGUGGUGCGCGUUCUGGAUGGGCCAGAACGUUUCUUCAGUGACUUGCCGCGGCCGAUUGCUGAGUUCUGGGCCACAAAGCUCAGGAGCCAACCUAUAAAGUCCUUUUAUUCCAGAUUUACCUACCCGGCUUAUCUCUACUACCCGACCUCUUAUCUCGCUUGCAUUGAUGACAAGGCCCUUGCAUACAAAAUCCAAGACCGUAUGGCCAAGCUUGCUAAGAUCGAUCCGGAUAGGGUUGUGAGAGUGAGGUCUGGCCACAUGGUGAUGGUCAGUCAGCCGAUGGCUGUAGCCAAGUUCUUGCGUCAAGCGGCAGGAGAGACAUUCAGCGUUCUUUAACGGAGUCUCUAUGCCUGACGAGGAGGAUACUUGAUCUUCAGUUACCAUGGCUCUGUCCUAUUUGACUCCUUACAAGGGACUCUGUCUGCCUAAAGCGAAUAUGUCGACAUUCUAUGCAGUCUUUGUGGAAGUCGCUGAUAAGGAUCGUUAGAUCGACAGGAACUUAGUCACUAGCGACGUCCAAAUAAUAGUUCAACAAAUGAUUAAAGAGGCACUUCUUUCUAUAAGCACCAUUGAUCAUGGCUCCAAAAAAUCCAGAAUAGACCAUUACUAAUAUCGGUUGCUAAAAAGCUUACCCUCAUUAGCCUGUCUUGC
This is a messenger RNA of Paecilomyces variotii, 1438 nucleotides long. RefSeq names its product Alpha/beta hydrolase fold-1. The transcript has 3 exons. NCBI's taxonomy places the organism in Eukaryota, Fungi, Ascomycota, Eurotiomycetes, Eurotiales, Thermoascaceae. The record is from RefSeq and is a predicted model, not a curated record. Bases 173 to 1123 code for a protein of 316 amino acids.